Carlito syrichta (Philippine tarsier) is the source of this 1932-nucleotide messenger RNA. RefSeq names its product immunoglobulin superfamily member 1-like. The transcript is spliced from 5 exons. The record is from RefSeq and is a predicted model, not a curated record. Lineage: Eukaryota; Metazoa; Chordata; Mammalia; Primates; Tarsiidae. Bases 286 to 1017 code for a protein of 243 amino acids.
AGGACAGAGCUGGUGUUGGUGGGCUCCCAGAGCUUGGCGGAAGGAGGGAAGAAGGGGAGGAGGUUGGGGCGGGCCGGUAGGCGGGCAAGGGAGAGGGGGAGGCGGGGCUCAGAGCCAGAGAGGCUGUCCUUAGACAGCUCUUCUCAUGCCGGGCAGUUUGCAGCAUCUGGAGGAGCUCACUGGAGAAUCUCUAACAUCGGAGCGGGCCUUCAACUACCAUCUCACCACCUGCUGAGAAGAAAAUCCCUUCAAGGCUCAGAGUGUGCAUCGAGCACCAGAGAUCCCAUGAUCCUGGACAGGCCAGGGGAGGGGGCCACCAUGCUGCAGAAAUUCACUCUCUUGCUCUUUUGUAUUCGGCUGAGUCUGGGUAUGAUGACAUCAACAGCAAUGGAAUCUCAACCAGAGCUGUGGAUAGAGUCCAACUACCCUCAGGCCCCUUGGGAGAACAUCACGCUUUGGUGCAGAAGCCCCUCUCGGAUAUCAAGCAAGUUCCUGCUGCUGAAGGAUAAGACACAGAUGACAUGGAUCCGCCCUACCUACAAGACCUUCCAAGUUUCAUUCCUCAUAGGUCCCCUUACUGAGUUCAAUGCAGGUCUUUACAGGUGCUGCUACUGGAAGGAGACAGGCUGGUCAAAGCCCAGUAAAGUUCUCGAGUUGGAGGCACCAGGCCAGCUGCCCAAGCCCAUCUUCUGGAUCCAGGCUGAGACACCCCCUCUUCCUGGUUGUAAUGUUAACAUCCUCUGCCAUGGCUGGCUGCAGGAUUUGGUAUUCAUGCUGUUUAAAGAGGGAUAUGCAGAGCCUGUGGAUUACCAAGUCCCAACUGGGACAGUGGCCAUAUUCUCCAUUGACAACAUGACACCUGAUGAUGAAGGGGUUUACAUCUGCCGCACUCAUAUCCAGCUGCUCCCUACCCUGUGGUCAGAGCCCAGCAACCCCCUGAAGCUGGUUGUUGCAGGUGGGUGUGGCCGUGGCUGCUGGCGUCUGACAAUUAUUAUCCCAGGGAUCAUGACUCGUUGAGGCAAGGUUUCUGAUUUUACUUUCCUCAGCCAGUUCCUGGGCCUUGCAAGACCCAUGAUCUAGAGUCAUUUGAAAUUUUACUGAGAUACAAAUUGGAAUCUCAUUCGCAGCAAGGCAGACAUAUGGAAGCCAAUCAUUUGGCUAGUGAGGGAGCCCAGCCAACUGUCCAGCAGCUUCAGCUCAUCACAGCUUUGUUGCUCUAUACUUGUUGAAUAUCAUGCAUGCAUUCAUUCAUUCAACUAAUAUUUAUUGAGCACCUAAUAUGUGCCAGGCACUGCCACUGCAGUCUUACAAAUGGAUUUUUAACAAUUUUCAAUGGAUUUUAUUUGUUGUUAUUAUUUUAAAGUAUGGAAAAUAGAAUGAGUUGCUAGUGCUGGUGAGCAAAAACAAACAAAGCAAAUGACAAAGAAAGGGACAGCCCAUAUUUUAGAAAUGGCUUUAUGAUUCACUUUGGUUGCAUAUUAAUACAGCAAGUAAGGCAGCACCCUCUCUAAACACAGAAGAAGGCCCAACUUCCCUACCCCAUGGUCUGGGGGUUUCUAGAUGGUAUUGACCAUGUUUGCUUUAGUCUCUUCAUCGAGCUAAGUAGGCUUGGGGAAAGUUGUGGUGCCACAGAAGUUACCUUGGACUUAGAAGCAGUAAUCCUGGUUUUUAGUUACAUCCCUGAUACUGCCUCCCUGUGUGAUCUUGAGCAAGUUGCUUGACCUCUUUGUGCUUUGGUUUCCUCCUCUAUAAAAACGGGACAACAGUAUCUAUCUGACCUGCUGUAUAAUGCCUCUCUGUGCCUCAGUUUCCUGAUAUGCAAAAUUGGUAUAAUAAUAAUGCCUACCUCACAGGGUUGUUGUGAGGAUUUGCAUAAAUAUAUGUACAGUGCCUGGCAUAUAAGUUCUCAAUAAAUGGUAGAUAUAAAUUUUA